AUGGCGCCCGCGCCACGCCCGCGCGGCCACGCCUGCCUCCGCGCCCUGCCCCUGGUGCUCGCCUUGGCGUUGGCGUGCCUCCUCCCGCCCCACGCCGUGGCGCAGCAGCCUGCGACGCGGCGGGGCGCCGUCGUACCCGACGACAUCGGCGGGCUCGCGGGCCUCACGGUGCUCGACCUCUCCAAUACCAGCGUCGGCGGCGGCUUCCCGGCGUUCCUCUACAACUGCACCGCCAUCGCGCGCGUCGACCUCUCCCAUAACCGCCUCACCGGGGAACUCCCGGCCGACAUCGGCCGGCUCGGGGGCAGCCUCACCUACCUCGCCCUGGACCACAACAACUUCACCGGCGCGAUACCGGCGGCGCUGUCCAAACUCACGAACCUGACGUACCUCGCCCUCAACGGAAACAAGCUCACUGGUACGAUCCCGCCGGAGCUCGGUGAGCUGGUUAACCUUCAGACGAUCAAGCUCGAGGGUAAUCUGUUCGGUGCCGGUAUGCUGCCGGAGUCGUUCAUGAACCUGACGAAGCUGACGACCGUCUGGCUGGCGAGCUGCAGCCUCGGCGGCGAAUUCCCGACAAGUUUGGUACAGGUUGACCUGUCGAUGAACCAACUGAUCGGAACCAUCCCAGAAAGUUUCGGGAGCUUGCUGCAACUAGAGCUCUUGAACUUGCAACAGAACAAUCUCACCGGCGGGAUACCGCCGAGCAUUGCCCGGCUACCGUCCUUGGUAUUAUUGUGGCUGUUUAGCAAUAACCUCACUGGAGUGCUUCCGGCCGAGCUCGGGAAGCAGACGCCGUUGCUGAGGGAUAUUCAGGUCGAUGAUAACAAAUUGUCCGGUCCAAUACCUGCGGGGAUCUGCGACCAUCACCAGUUGUGGGUGUUCACCGCCUCGGGCAACCGCUUGAAUGGUUCGAUCCCAGACAGUCUUGCCACAUGCCGAACUCUCAUUUGGCUUCAGGUCGGCGACAACGAGCUGUCCGGCGAGGUGCCGGCCGCGCUGUGGACAGAGACGAAGCUCAUUGCCCUGCUCAUGCAGAACAGUGGACAGCUUACGGGAACGCUGCCGAAGGAGCUGUACUGGAACCUGACGACGCUAUAAUUGGAUAACAACCGGUUCAGUGGUCCCUUCCUGUAGCAGCCGCUCGGCUCCGGAAGUUCCACAUCGCGGACAAUUUGAUCUCCGGCAGUAUACCUGCAGAGCUUGUCACUGGGAUGCCGCAGCUGCAGGAGCUGAUCCUGACGGGGAACCUGUUGUCCGGGGUAAUCCCUUGACUGUUCUGGUCUAAAUCUUAUUGUACAUCGUGCGUGUAUAACAUAAGCUGUGUUGUG
Messenger RNA from Panicum hallii, 1331 nucleotides. RefSeq names its product receptor-like protein 35. Gene Ontology annotation, molecular function: protein binding. Lineage: Eukaryota; Viridiplantae; Streptophyta; Magnoliopsida; Poales; Poaceae. The transcript has 3 exons. The coding region runs from base 1 to 1101 and encodes 366 amino acids. The record is from RefSeq and is a predicted model, not a curated record.